GUCAAGCCAGGGACUCUGCAACAGGAUCUGUUCAAGAAGAGUAAUCAGCCCUAUGUUCUGCUAGUCACCGAAAGCAGGGAGCUUCAUACGGACAUGGCUCAAAGCACUCGCAUCCUCCUGUCUAUGAAGAAAGGCUACAUUUUUAUUCAGACAGAUAAGCCUAUAUACACACCAAGUUCCACAGUAAAAUACAGGAUCUUCAUUCUGGACAAUGCUAUGAGGCCAGCAGAUGACACAGUUACAGUUGCUGUGCUUAAUUCAAAAGGGAUGGUGGUUAAAAAGUCAGACCGGAAAAUAAAAACAGUGUUCAGUGAAAACUUUGAGAUACCGGACAUUGCUGAGCCUGGAACAUGGAAAAUCAAAGCCUGGUUUCAUCAAUAUGAAAUGUCUAAUGCUUCUGCUGAAUUUGAAGUUAAAAAAUAUGAACUUCCAUCCUUUGAAGUCAAACUCACUCCGCUUCAGCCAUACUACCACAUCUGGAAUGAAAACUUUGUGUUUGAUAUCGAGGCAAAACACUCUUAUGGGAAAGGGAUUCAAGGUGCCUCAUAUGUGCGAUUUGGCAUAAUUGAUGAAAAUGAGAGAAAAGUCUUUAUUCCAGGCCUGGAACAACAGCUAUCAAUUCAAAAUGGAAAAGGAAGAGUUACUUUAAAUACACCACUUUUGGAAGAGAAAUUAAGAAGGAGCAUUUCUACCCUGGAAGGGUUUCAUUUAUAUGUUGCUGUUACCACUGUAGAAACUGCAAGCGGUGAGAUGAGGGAAGAGGAGCUCAGCAAUGUGAAGUUUGUGAAAUCACCUUAUGCUGUUGAUUUGUCUAACACCAAAAAGUAUUUUGUGCCUGGAGCCCCCUUCUCGGUUGUGGCAUCUGUCACUUUGAUUGAUGGCUCUCCUGCUGCCUCUCUACCUGUCACUGCUACUCUCACCUUGCCUGGAAAGACCCCAGUGAAGAAGACUGCACUUUCUAAUAAAGACGGUCUGAUCCCCUUUACAUUCAACAUCCCUGGAGAUGCUCAGAUGCUUCAAAUAAUGGUAAAGGCUGAAGAGGGAAAAGAAAAAUUAGAAUCGCCUGAAACCAGUAUCAGAGCUGAAAGAUACCAGUCUGCUUCCCAGAACUACCUCAGUAUCAGCAUCCCACAUACUAUUGUGGCACCUGGAGAUACCUUACGAAUCACCUUGAAUGACAUUCAUCAGCCUGGCAGUGGAAAGAUUGACUCUUUCUAUUAUAUG
Messenger RNA from Eurypyga helias (sunbittern), 1224 nucleotides. Its product is annotated as complement C4-B-like. The transcript is spliced from 10 exons. Gene Ontology annotation, molecular function: endopeptidase inhibitor activity. The record is from RefSeq and is a predicted model, not a curated record. Gene Ontology annotation, biological process: complement activation. The annotation marks the transcript as partial. Lineage: Eukaryota; Metazoa; Chordata; Aves; Eurypygiformes; Eurypygidae.